GCCCCCUGCCCGCUCGCUUGCAAGUAUCAGCAACUGAACUGACCCUCGUUUUCCCAUUUCCUGUCCCUCCCCUCCUCGCCAUUCCCCUCCCUCUCCCCCCUCUCCCCCCUCGAUCCCGGGGCCCAAACUGAAGCCACCUAGCUAGCAUCGAACCUGGCCCCGGGUCACUCCUCCCCUGGGCAUUAAUAAUAAUAUUAUAAUCACCCAAGAUGCUCACGUCCCGCCCCCUGGCUUCCGCGACCGUCUUGCUCCUCUUCACAGUAGACAUAUUAGCGGCCAGUGCAGAUCUCAACAGGGGCUUCUCCAUCCCUCUUGUCAAGCGGAGUCCAAAGCAGCGCGAUGUAUCGGAGCAAGCGCGCAUAGCCAAACUCCAGAGGGAGGCUGUCAUUGCCAAAUAUGCCAACCAUGAUAGGAGACGGAGUGGACAGGGCGUCAACCUGCUCGUUGAUCAGGACUAUGACUCUGGUUAUUAUGGCUCACUAGCCAUUGGAACGCCACCUGUCUCAUAUAACGUCUUGCUGGACACCGGCUCAGCAGACCUUUGGGUAGCAGGCUCAAAUUGCGGCACGUCCUGUGGCUCAACACCGACCUUUGACCCCUCCGCCUCCUCCACCUUCAAAAACCAAUCACAAUCCUUUUUCGAGCAGUAUGGCCAAGGCGCAGCGCAGGGCUAUCUUGGCUCAGACACCGUCCAAAUGGCAGGCUUCUCCGUCGACAACCAGGCAUUCGGCAUUGUCGGCGCCAUCUCGAUGAACCUUGUGCAGACUCCAGUGUCGGGGUUGCUAGGCCUUGCAUGGGAAUCGAUAUCAUCCUCGCGGAGCGUGCCAAUGUGGCAAACGCUCGCUAGCAGCGGCGCAUGGGAUCAACCGAUCAUGUCGUUACAGUUGACAAGAUAUACCAAUGACACGCAAGCAAAUAGCCUUGAGCCUGGAGGCGAGUUCACGAUGGGCUACGUAAACACUAGUCUAUACACUGGCGAUAUAGACUGGCAGUCAAUCGCAGGCGAACCUUCAUUUUGGCUACAAACUAUGAGCUUUCUGACAGUGCAGGGAUCCAAUAUCUCGCUUGGCUCGAACGUCAAUGCCGCUAUCGACAGCGGCACCACCAAUAUUGCAGGCCCAUCUGACGCCAUCAAAUCCAUAUACUCCCUCAUACCCAAUUCCCAGCCUGCAUCUGGAGAAUGGCAGGGAUACUACUCAUACCCUUGUGAUACGAAAGUAAAUGUAGAGUUCAACUUUGGCGGACAGACUUGGCCCAUGAGCUCCGCGGAUUUUGAGUACACGCGGAUAAGCUCCUCUCAGUGCAUAGGCGCUCUCUUUGAGGCCGAUUCGGGUGGUUCGGGGCGGCCAGACUGGGUUGUUGGCGAUGCUUUCCUUAAAAACGUCUACUCUGUCUUUCGUUUCAACCCUCCAGCAGUCGGCUUUGCUGAGCUAUCCAGUACUGCCACUCUCAAGAACGGCAUUGAUGCUGCGCCACCAUCUGCAACCAUCGGUUCGGUCUCCGCCUCUGCGACGGCGGGUAGCAUACGAACGAGCGGCAUUGCUUCAUCAUUAGGACUAUUAUCAGCUGUUUUCGUUGUAGUUGUCGCAAGCUUGUGUUAGUAUUAGUAUAGAUUCAGAUACUGUUGUGCUCUUAAUGUUACUGGCACCCAUGGAAUUGCCAAAGUGAACCAUCCGUCGGUGAACUAUGUGAGGUAUCCUCCCUCAUUGAAUGGGUGUUUUCAAAUCUCUUCAUCUACAUACUUGACAAAUGCUAGAGUUUCCGAGCGAUCCUGCGCUUAUGAUCCAUAAAUGAUAUGUUUUACAAGACACAUGAGAAGUCAAGGCAUUAGUACUUUAGUCCUCAAAAGUAAGAGGGGCAGCUGGCGGGCCAACGACCUCAAAUUCCAUAUCUUCAUCAGGAUCAGUUGUCUCCUCCACUGCUGGUGCUGCACGGGGUGCGGAUACCGUUGCGAGCGCCAUCCCCGGGGCCCGCAGCUGCGUUGUGAUAUUGGAAGCUUCCACCUCUUCAAUAUCCAAGAAUCGAAGGCACUGCUGCAGACACCCGCGCCACUUGAGCGGGACCUUGCUGCCCACGUCCACGCCGGCGAUCCGCGACUCCCAGGUGAACCGCUGGCACGCGUGACGCACGAAGACCUGUCCCACGUGCGCGGGGUUCGCACAACGCCCAAUGCCCGUGAUUGGCUCGCCGUCGCCUGCAAUCGCCACGGACCGGGCGCGCGCGACGGCGUCUGAGGUGGACAACGGUGGUGGUGCGCGCUUGAGUGCGCCGGGGAUGCAUGCGUUUAAUGUCGCGCGGAGGUGUGCGGGUAUAAGCUCGUCCCAUGCGUCCAGCACGGGCAGACCGUAUGUUUCUGAGAGGACUGUGCGGCGGGAUUUGGGUGGAGCGGACUCGUGGGCUGGCGAGAGGAGGCGGCGUAAGCAGAGUUCGGAAAG
Coniophora puteana RWD-64-598 SS2 is the source of this 2435-nucleotide messenger RNA. RefSeq names its product acid protease. Gene Ontology annotation, molecular function: aspartic-type endopeptidase activity. The transcript is spliced from 10 exons. The record is from RefSeq and is a predicted model, not a curated record. The coding region runs from base 210 to 1601 and encodes 463 amino acids. NCBI's taxonomy places the organism in Eukaryota, Fungi, Basidiomycota, Agaricomycetes, Boletales, Coniophoraceae. Gene Ontology annotation, biological process: proteolysis.